AUGCGCUCGUCUGCUUCACAGCAUUGUUGCGAUGUCGAUGAAAUGAUGGUCUUCGAGGCGGUCUGCGAAUGCUACCUUGUGGUCGACAGAGCACAGACUGUUUCAAAGACUGAUCGAGCAGCGAUUGGACCUUUUUUGGCAGAUGGUAUCCGAGUGGCCAGGUUGGCGGCGCUCACACAUCUGCUGCAGUGCGGAUCUCGAAGAGGUCCACCUAUAGCGCAAUGGCUUUGCAACAUGAAGAGCGAUCCGAUAUCACUGGCCGGCGUCCAGGCAAGUGGGUUCUCUCGUUCUCCCAGCCGAGGUCAAGGUAUGCACGCUGCGACCGGUUUAGGCAUCGUAAAGCAUUGGUGGCGCCAAACAUCUGGAGUUCCCGGUUUCCUGACGAUGCCAACCAAUCUGCCGUCCCGUCGAAGCACGCGAGAUCUCGUCGGACAAUGGCAUCUGUCACUGCCAGAAGCCGUGGGUCUCAUUCGUGGCAUAUUGGACCUCAGGCUGUCACAAGUCUUUCGAUGA
Sphaerulina musiva SO2202 is the source of this 513-nucleotide messenger RNA. RefSeq lists its product as uncharacterized. The record is from RefSeq and is a predicted model, not a curated record. NCBI's taxonomy places the organism in Eukaryota, Fungi, Ascomycota, Dothideomycetes, Mycosphaerellales, Mycosphaerellaceae. The coding region runs from base 1 to 513 and encodes 170 amino acids. The transcript has a single exon.